This is a messenger RNA of Empidonax traillii (willow flycatcher), 1714 nucleotides long. RefSeq names its product COP9 signalosome subunit 7B (gene COPS7B). Bases 65 to 781 code for a protein of 238 amino acids. Gene Ontology annotation, biological process: COP9 signalosome assembly. Lineage: Eukaryota; Metazoa; Chordata; Aves; Passeriformes; Tyrannidae. Gene Ontology annotation, cellular component: COP9 signalosome. The record is from RefSeq and is a predicted model, not a curated record. The transcript is spliced from 7 exons.
GCGGCGGGCUCGGCGCCGGGAGCGGCGGGCGGCAGGCCGGGAGCCGACAGAUUGAAAACCUAGAAUGGCAGGGGAACAGAAACCAUCCUGCAAUCUUCUAGAGCAGUUUAUUUUACUGGCCAAAGGUACAAGUGGCUCAGCUCUGACUGCUCUUAUAAAUCAAGUGCUGGAGGCUCCUGGGGUUUAUGUCUUUGGAGAGCUGUUGGAGUUAACAAACGUGCAGGAGCUCGCCGAAGGGUCCAAUGCUGCUUAUUUCCAGCUGCUGAACCUGUUUGCGUACGGAACGUACCGAGACUAUGUAGCAAACAAAGACAACCUUCCUGAACUAACAGUGACUCAGACGAACAAGCUGAAGCACUUGACGAUCGUAAGCCUGGCGUCCCGAAUGAAGUGCAUUCCCUAUUCUGUGUUGCUGAAGGACCUGGAUAUGAGGAAUCUGAGGGAGUUGGAAGAUCUGAUUAUUGAGGCGGUUUAUACAGAUAUUAUCCAGGGGAAGUUGGAUCAGCGAAACCAGGUGUUAGAGGUGGAUUUUUGUAUUGGUAGAGACAUUCAGAAGAAGGACAUCAGUAACAUUGUCAAAACACUCCAGGAAUGGUGCGAUGGUUGUGAGGCAGUUCUUUUAGGAAUUGAGCAGCAAGUACUCAGAGCCAACCAGUACAAAGAGAACCAUCACAGAACUCAGCAGCAGGUAGAGAUGGAGGCCACAAACAUGACAUUUGCCCAGUACGAGCAGAUUGCACCUUUCUUGAUACAUUUUUAUAAAUUUAGGGUAGGUGACUGAACUAACUGUUGUCUACAUUGAUUUGUGUGGAAAACUGUGCUUUCAGCACAAGGCUUUAAUACAAUUCUGUUCCUUUCCGACAAGGCAGCUAGUAAGGAAAAAACAAACCAGUUCUCUUUGUUUUGCACCUGAAAGUGCAAUUAACAAAAAUCUCUCGAGGCUCGUUGCCUUUGCAGAACGUGCCCCCGGCAGCUCCCCCGGGGGUCGGGGUGGCCCGGCCGGGCCCUGCGCGCUCCCGCCCGUAGGUGGCAGCACGAGCCCGCGGUCCGGCCCGGCCCGAGCCACCAAACCCACCUAAAGCCGCGGGGAAGGUGGGAACGGGGCCUCCCGAGGCACCGGAUCAGGGCUUAUUUCUUGCCAAGGGCUACAUCCCUGCAGGUUUAUGUUUGCGUGUGCUUGGAGGCACACAUAGGACGUUGGGUUUGCCAAAUGCCUUUGGCCUGGUGUUGGUGCACCUGACUCCCAAACCUUGGGGGUUUUUUUUAGAGAUUUGCUCAUUGUAUUUGUAGUGAGCCCUACAGAGUUCCAGGGGACAGAGGAUGGUUCCUGGUGAUGUAUCUCUCCUUUUCAGCUAGAGUAGCAGAAACAUUACUGCUGCCUCCCAUGAAACCAAUUUCUGUUCCUGCUUCUAGCCAGCCAGCCAGGUCAAAUGGCAUUUUCCCUUUUCAAGUGCUGUCCUAAGAGCAAAUUUUUCUUUCGCAGUCUCCUUUCACCUUCUGCUUCUGGCCAACAAAAAGGUAGAAUGGCUACCUUCUGCACCGAGGCAGUAGUAGGUCCCUCCAGCCAGAAAGAAAGGUGGUACAGUAUUGUGCCAUUGUCUCUUAGGAAAAAAAUAAGGAAUCCCCAGUUACUCUGUAUUUGACCCAGACUGGAAAUAUUAACAGCUCUGGCUGUAAUUGAGGAUGAAACAUUAAUAAAGUCAAAUGCAGAGCA